Priapulus caudatus is the source of this 971-nucleotide messenger RNA. RefSeq lists its product as uncharacterized. The transcript is spliced from 5 exons. The record is from RefSeq and is a predicted model, not a curated record. Lineage: Eukaryota; Metazoa; Priapulida; Priapulimorpha; Priapulimorphida; Priapulidae. Bases 65 to 676 code for a protein of 203 amino acids.
CAUAGACACGAAGAUCUACGAACACCAGACUGUUCACGUCAAAGCCGAACACAUUUUCGACUACAUGCGAGAAAUGGAGCGCUACCUUGAUCUUUUCCCGGUCCCGUUCAAGAUCAUCGGCAACUGGAUCGUGGACCAGGGCGGCAGCGGAGAGUUUGCCAUGAUGUCGCAAUGGGAAAGCCAGACGCAGCGAAAGGAGGCUCUGAUGAAGUAUAUGACAGAUCCUGGCUUCGAAUUCUACCUUAGUCGCAUCGGUCCGAUGUGUCACACAUUCCACAAAAAUACCCUGCGAGCCUGUCCGGGCUUCGAAAUGAGCAUUCCUAGCAAGCCAAGCGAAUACGAAAUGGUGAUGUACCGCUUUAAGCACGAAGGCCAGUCGACGGAGGUCUUAUUCACGGACAUGGGCGACAUGGCGAGCGACCUAAGAUCGCACAUGGCCAAGCUAGGUCCGGACACGGGCGGCGUUGUCGGCGCCUGGUUCACGGAGUACGGGACGCCUGGCGACAUGGCUGUGGUGUACCACUAUCCCGACAUGCAGUGGCGCGAAAACGUCUUCUGGCCGUCAAUGGUCAGUGGUGACUUCAAAAAGACAGUCGAGACAUGGGGAAAGAAGCUUGAUAAGGUGACCAACAGAAGUCUGAUUGUGGUUCCAAAUCAGCAGGUAUUGUUGAAAUAGGUGGUGCCACUAUGGAGACGAUCGCUCCGCGGAUGAAUGACAGCAGAUGUAGAAACGUUAUUUCAUGGAAUAGAUAGAAAUAAGAUAGUUUGCUAAAAUUAAUAAUAAGCUAUAAUUACUAAAUAUUGCUAUAAACUAUAAAGUAAUAAGUAAAUAAGUAAAUAAGCUAUAAUUACUAAUAAUUGCUAAAUAAUAAGCUAAAAUAAUAGAAAUAAUAGAAUUUGGUUGAUGUGACGCUAGUUCAAAGACUAUUUGCUGUUUUUUGAUUAGCUCAAUAACAAACCUAAUACAUAUA